Messenger RNA from Orbicella faveolata, 1864 nucleotides. RefSeq names its product tektin-2-like. NCBI's taxonomy places the organism in Eukaryota, Metazoa, Cnidaria, Anthozoa, Scleractinia, Merulinidae. Gene Ontology annotation, biological process: cilium movement involved in cell motility; cilium assembly. Gene Ontology annotation, cellular component: microtubule cytoskeleton; nucleus. The record is from RefSeq and is a predicted model, not a curated record.
GUUACUGUGUAAACUCAUUCAGUCCACGUCUUCCUUGCGGAAAGAGUCUUUGCCUGAAAUUUUAUUGAAAAGGAACAUAUAUGGCUUUGACGGAUCCUAAGAUUCCUCCACGCUUUGCAGUGUCAGAUUGGCACACUUCAAACACGAUUAUAAGGACAAACGCAGAACGCCAAAGAGAUUCUUCGCACCGUGUUCGACAAGAAAGCCGCUUUCUGAGAAACGAGACAGACAACCACACUCGCUGGACCCAACACGACAGCAACACAAAGCUUGAAAAGAGAAUACAUGACAUUGACAACUGGAAGAGGGAUUUAGAGAGAUGUCUCGCCGAAACAGAUGCCGAGAUUGCUUUAUUGCAGCAGGAAAAAGAACGAACAGAACGCGCCCUAGAAGCAAAGAAAGUUCCGCUUGAUAUCACCUUCGAAUGUCUUAUGUUAAGAGAAAAUCGACAAAGCAUCGAUCUUGUACGCGAUGAAGUCGAAGCCCAGCUUCACAAGGAGGUGGAAGUGAUUGAAGGAGCUAAAGCUCUUCUUCAGCAGAAAGUUGACGAAGCCUCUGAACAAUUAUGUCUCUUGCAAGAGGCUCGCCAUCAACUACACCUUGAUAUAACAGACAAGCACACUACCCUGGAGCUUGACGCUGAAUGCUAUCGCCUGAACAACAACUCAGCUAACAUUGGCUUUCAAGUAAAUCCCACACGCACCGUGAAGGGAAGUGUAACUCCUGAGACUUGGGAUUCCUUUUCAAACUACAACAAGCUACGUGCCGAGGCAGAGAUGAAAGCAUCCAAGCAUCUCAGGGAGGCAAUUUUUGCCACCUUAAAGCAGACAGCUAAUGAUCUUGAAGCUCAGAGGCAAGCCACAGAGUAUUCCUUCCGCAAAAGAAUUCACGAGACCAAUCAGGCUAGGUCAGAGCUGGAGUGGCAGCAGAAAAAUACCAUGGAGGAAAUCUCAACUUUAGAAAAUGACAUUAAGGGAAUCAAGGAGGCAAUUGAUGCUAAGAAUGCACCAAUGAUGGUUGUACAAACACGUCUGGAAAACAGAACAUACCGACCCAAUGUUGAACUGUGUCGUGACCAGCCUCAGUAUCAGAUGUGCCAUGAAGUGGCUGAAAUCAGCGGCUCCAUCAGGGCACUGAAUGAGAAGCUCCGAGAAGCAGAAAAUGCACUGCAGGCUUUGAGAAGCAACCUGGAGAGGAUCAAUGAGGACCUUGCAAUCAAGAACAAUUCACUGGCUUUGGAGAAUAGAAGCAUGGAAGUGCGGCAGAAAAUGAAGGAAGUCCCGCAUAGCAUGAUGAAUACAGGAACAGUGUUCAACACCAUUCAACAUUCAUCUCGUGUUCCUACAAUGGAGAAUGCUCCCUUUACAGAGGUGCAGGGUACCCGUUCUCCCAUGCCCGUGACCUCUCCUCGUGUGGCUAACACCACCUACACACCACCUUUGAGCGGCAGGAGGGUGCAAUCACCACUUGUUGACUAGUAAAAGUUUUUAUAAACAGAAGAAAAGUUUGUUAUAGAAGUGUUGAAAUGGUGAUUUUAUGCAAGAAUUUGUGAACUACUUUGGCAUAGAGAUGGACUCUUCAAACCAGGAAAACUUCCAAGAAUGAUCACUUGUAAACUGUUUUUUUCGUUGUUCUAGUUGUCAAUGCUUAAUACAAAUUAUAAUUGCACAUAGCAAAAUGUUUUUUUUCCUUUUCAUUUUAGACCAAUACAAAAUGUGUCUUCUCAACAGCGUUCGACUAUAAUUUUAACAAAAUGACUUUUUCAAGAAAUAUGGUUAAUUUAUGCAUGUACAGUUAAUGCCAUUUUAAUGUAAAUAUUUUGGAAUUAUUCAAAUCAGCUGCUAAUAAAACAAUCUUCAUGAUA